Aureococcus anophagefferens is the source of this 4479-nucleotide messenger RNA. RefSeq lists its product as hypothetical. The coding region runs from base 1 to 4479 and encodes 1492 amino acids. Gene Ontology annotation, molecular function: protein serine/threonine phosphatase activity; protein binding; cation binding. The record is from RefSeq and is a predicted model, not a curated record. Lineage: Eukaryota; Pelagophyceae; Pelagomonadales; Pelagomonadaceae. The transcript is spliced from 4 exons. Gene Ontology annotation, biological process: protein dephosphorylation.
AUGGUCAACCGGCAUAUUUGCAUCAUCGCGCUGUGCUCUCUCUUCCGAUGCUUCGCCCAGCCGGAGCCCUGCACCACCUGCCCGCACUACGUGAAGAAGACGGUCGACGCCCCGGCGCGGUUCCUCUUCAUCGCGGGCCUCGAGGGCAGCGGCCACCACAGCUUGAGCAACAUGUUCGCCAUGUGCGUGCGGCGGCGCGUGCUCUGCCGCCACGACCGCGAGCUCGGCCAGCUGCUCCACGGGAACCGGAGCCACCCGACGGGCAUCUUCGUCUACGGCCGCCAGGCGGCGGCGGACAUCGCGGCGCUGCGGAAGCGGUUCUUCGCGCGGCUCCAGCACCUCCGGGACGCGCCGCGGGACCGCGGCGCGCCCGUGCUGUACCUCCUCAACGUCAACGCCGACGGCGCGACGAUCCCCGACGCGGGCAUGAUGUCCUACCCGAACUUUGGGCCGCCGGACAAGGUGCUGCACCACCCGGACAUGCAGACGCUGGCGACGAUGGCCGAGGCCGCGGGCGCGGACCUGCGCGUGCUCGUCGUGCUGCGCGGCGCGCGGGAGACGCUCGUGUCGACGAGCGUGCACCGGCUCGGGGAGUUCCCGCCCUGGCCCGAGGAGGCCGCGGUGCUCGGGAACUCGGCCGCGGCGCUCGCGUCGGAGCUCGCGCUCGUGGACCCGCGCUUCGUGGUCUGCGCGCCCUUCGCCGUGGCCACGGACCCGGGGGCGCACCGCGGGGCCUGGGCGUCGCGCCUCGGCCCGGCGCUCCACCCGGGCCUCGACGACGCGCUCGUCGCCGUCCUCGCCGAGGGCCGCGCGGUCGACACGACCGCGGUCGACAAGACGCGGAAGGCGAUCCCCGCGGCGCCGCCGACGCCGCCGGGCGCCUACGACCCCCACGUCGAGCACGUCGAGAAGAUGCUGGGCCUCGUCGACGCGGCCUGCCGGCGGCGCGGGGGGGCCGCGCCGGCCGCCGCCGUCGUCGAGGACGCCGCGGAGGCGCCCGCCGCGCCGGUGGCGGCGCCGGACGCCGCCGAGGCCGCGGCGCGCGAACCGGCGCCCGCGGCGGAACCGUCUGAACCGCCGGCGGAACCGGCCGCGCCGUCCGAGCCGGCGCCGGCGGGCGACGCGCCCCCGCACGACGGCGGCGCGGAGGGGCGCAAGUCCGAGGAGCCGUGCACGUUCACGGAGAAGGAGGCGGCCGCGGCGUCGCGCGCGGCGGAACCGGCGUCGCCCGUCGCGCUCGACGCGCCGGCGGAGGCGUCGCCGAAGGCCCCGUCGUCCCCCGGGUCCCCCGGCGCGCUCGUCUUCGUCGCGCCGUCGGCGUCCGAGGACGAGGCGUCGCCGCGCGCGCUGUCCGACGACGAGCCGAGCCUGCCGAGCCCGCCGCCGGCGCCCGCGCCGAGGACGCGGCCCGGCCGCUGCGUCGAGUCCGUCGGGUCCGCCGUGCGCCAGGGCGGGCGCGCGGAGCAGCAGGACCGCGUGCUCGUGCGGCGCGAGCCCGGCGUGGGCCUCGUCGUCGGCGUCUUCGACGGCCACGGCGGCCAGGAGGCCGCGGAGCACGCGACGGAGCGGCUCUGGGGCAACGUGCUCCGCCUCGGCGGCGACGACGCCAGCGCCGCGGGCGCGGCCCUCGUCGCGGGCUUCGAGGAGACGCACCGCGAGAUGGAGGCCUGCGUGGGCACGUGGCCGAAGAACGCGACGCUCCGGAGCGACUCGACGGCGGGCACGACGGCCGUGCUCUGCGUGCUCCGGGAGUCGGGGAACGUCCUCGACGUCGCCCACGUCGGCGACUCGCGCGCCGUCCUCGGCUGCGUCGGCGAAGCGCCGCGCGCGUCGCGGAGCUCGCCGAGCGCCGUGAGCCUCACGCCGCCGGACCUCGGCCGCGCCGUCGCGGCGCGGGGCCUCACGAAGGACCACAAGGCCCACGACGAGGCCGAGCGGCAGCGCAUCGAGGCCGCGGGCGGCACGGUCUACCUCUACGGCGCGGGCCGCGCCGGCGGCUGCGUCGACUCGCGCGUCGGCCUCCCCCGGUGGAAGAGCGACGCGCUCAAGCUGACCGCGCCGAAGCGGCGGACGCUCCACCCGAACCCGCCCCGGUCGCCGCCGGGCGCGCCGCGCCCGGCCGACGACGUCGUCGUCGACCUGCCCUUCCUCAACAUGUCGCGCGCGCUCGGCGACUGCUGGAGCCGCCACCCGGCGACGCGCGAGCUCCUCGUGUCGCCGCGGCCCGACGUCGGCCGCGUCGUCCUCGGGCCCGACGACGCCUUCCUCGUGCUCUACUCCGACGGCGUCUCCGGCGUCGUCAGCGACGCCGAGGCCGUCCAGUUCGUCGCCGACGAGCUCCGCGUCGUCGACGCGACGAGCACGUCGAACCGGAAGACGCGGCGCGCGUCGAGCCUCGCCGUCGCCGGCGGCCGCGCGAAGCGCGUCGCCGAGCGCCUCGCGGACCUCGCGCUCAAGCGCUGGUCCGACCGCUACGGCGGGCCCCAGUCCGCGGACAACAUCUCCGUCGUCCUCGUGCUCUUCCGCGACGACGCGGGCGACGCGGACGCGCCCGGCUCCCUCAAGCGGGCCAACUCCGCGCCCCUCGCGCCGCCGGACGGCGAGCCGCCGCUCAAGCGCGCCGCGACGCUGCCCGCGCCGCGGGCUGCCUGCCGCAUCGGCGGGAGCCGCGCGACGCUGGGCCGGGGCGGGUCCCACGCCCCGGGCAUGUCGAACGACGACUUUAGCGUCCUGUCGCCGCGCCAGGUCCACGACUUCCGCAACGCGCAGACGCAGUGGCAGCGGGCCGUGUGCCUGGUGAACUCGCCGGGCCGCUUCGCGCGCACGGGGACGCUGCUCAUGGUCAACGGGAGCUGCGCGGUGCUCGUGGGCGGCGGCGACCACGACGGCAAGCGGUGCAUGUCCAUGGUCGACGCGGACCACGCGUCCGCGGACUUCUACUGCGACGGCAGCGCGGAGCCGACGGCGAAGGCGCGGCUGCUGCCGCGGGCGCUCUGGCGCGAGAUCCCGGAGCACGGCCUGGUGGUCGUCGGCGUCGACGGCGAGCCGCUCCGGGGGCCGCGGAUCUGGCCGCUCGUGCCGUCGCCGGAGGUCAUGUCGGGCCUGGCGGCGACCAUGGGCGAGGUCGGCGCGGGGCCGACGCUGACGACCUACUCCCACGUCCACGGCGUCACGAAGACGGAGCACGUGCUCCACCUCGACGAGUACGACGUCCGGAGCGACCGGCUCUUCCUCCGCGAUCCCGCGCCCGUGCAGUGCCACGGGUCGCCCGUCUUCUACGCGGGCCAGUGGGUCGGCGUCGUCACGGAGGAGGUCGAGGAGCUGCCUCGGAACCAGCGGGCGAAGCUCGGCAUCGCGCCGCUCUACCUCCACUCCGCGGAGCGGUGCGUCGGCGUCGGCAGCCUGCUCCUGGGCUUCGGCGUCGUCGGCAUCAACUUCCACGAGUGGCCCAUCCCCGCGGACGUCGACGCCGACGAGGACGCCGAGGAGCUCGACGACGAGGCCGGCGGCGACGACCGCGCGCCGUCGCGGAGCCGCCAGAUCUGCGGCGACGUGCGCCUCGACACGCCCUUCGAGCGGCCGCGGCUGCCCGCGAUCGAGUUCGUCGGGCGGAGCGGGCGCGCGGCCCACGACGCCCAGCCCAAGGCGGGCGUGGGCCACGGCGGGACGCUGCUCGUCGACGGCGGCGGCCCCGCCGACGCGAACCGCGGCCGCCACUACGUGCCCGCGCUGGCGCUCAAGGCCGUCCACGAGUCGAACGUGGAGGUGCUGGCGCGGCUCAAGGAGCGCUACGGCCCCGAUUUUUUGCGGGAUUUGCGCGUCGCCGCGGGCUGGACGCUCGCGCACGUCGCGGCGACGGUCAACGGCGGCGCGAUGCUGCUGCCGCUGGCGACGCUGGGCGUCGCGCUCGAGACGGCGACGCCCAAGGGCGACACGGUGGCCCACGUCGCGGCCUACCACGGCAACGUCGGCGCGCUGCGGGUGCUCCGGGCCCGCGGCGUCACGAUCAACGCCGAGAACUCGCGCGGCGAGCGGCCCGUGCACAAGGCGCAGUUGCGGCGCCACGACGCCGCCGUCGAGUGGUUCAAGCGGCGCCGCGUGCGCCUGCCCAAGGCCGACUUCGACGAGAACCGGCACCUGGGCUUCGCGCCGGACGCGCCGUCCGUCCCGGGCCGCAACGCCGCGGGGCCGCGGCCCGACAUGGACCCGGAGUCGUUCCUCGAGGGCUUCUUCGACGACGCGGGCUCCUACGACUCCCACUCCUCCCACUCGACGGACAUCCGCCUCUCGCGCGCGUCGGGCCGCAGGCAGAAGGGGCCCUUCUCGCCGAACGCGGCGCACGCCGCUCGGUCCCUCGAGUUCAGCCCGGGCCACGCGCGCCGCGGCGUCCACCUCGCCGCGGCCCACGCCGACGCGCCCGACGCCGCACCGCUGCGCGGCGAGAUGGCGCGCACGCGGGCCCAGAUAACGACGCUGUAG